AUGAGCACCCAGACUGAAUUAGAGAACAAAGUCGCAAAGAUAUUUUCAAGAGUUCUUUCCGCACCACUUGAAAACGAGCCUGGGUUGAAAAAUGCUUUAUUGGCCAUUUCUCUUGUGCCCUUUUCCUUCUCUGAGGAUCUUCCAAAAGCAAUGGUCAUUACUAUGCCCCUAGAACUUCUUAUCUACGCCAAACUACACUCAAAGGAACUGACGGCUGCACUCAAGAAGGAGAUUCCAAAAUACAUGAUUGUGAUGAGGAGGGUGGCGAGAUACCAUCAUCAAAGAUCUUUAACCCAAUCAAGAGCCGCGAGGACAUCCUUGGCGACCUGGUCUUCCCGGCAGUUGUUGCAGGCAGGACAAAUGAAAUCGAAAGUAGAGAAGAAACGACUCAAAUUGUCUAUCUUGAUAGUAAGAACCAGUGCUGGUCUAAGCCUGAGCUGUCUGCACUAG
Messenger RNA from Vittaforma corneae ATCC 50505, 450 nucleotides. RefSeq lists its product as uncharacterized. The record is from RefSeq and is a predicted model, not a curated record. Lineage: Eukaryota; Fungi; Microsporidia; Nosematidae. Bases 1 to 450 code for a protein of 149 amino acids. The transcript has a single exon.